AUGUCCCUCGAAGCGACGAUGCUCGUCUUGGACAACUCGGCCUAUGCCAUAAACGGUGACUUCACACGUACGUACAUACCCUACACGUGCCUUCACCCCCUACACCUCCACCACUGACCCUGCUCCCUGCUCCCUGCUCCCUGCUCCCUGCUCCCUCCCCCCUCCACUCCUCCUACAGCGACCCGUCUCGAAGCGCAAUCGGAUGCGGUGCACGUCAUCUUCAACCGCAAGUUGAACGCUCAUCCGGAGAGCGAGGUCGGCCUGAUGGUCAUGGCCGGACCGGCGUGAGUUCUUUCUCCCGGGGAGUGGGGGGUUGUGCGCGUCGUCAUCACUCGACCGAGAACCCUUCACCACCCUCCGCAUCUCCGAGCACGGCGCGGCACUGAUUACCCCUCCACCACGGUCGCAGUCCACAAGUGCUCGUCACCCCGACCCAGGACGAAGGCAAGUUGAUCGCCGCGCUGCACACGAUCCAACCCUCCGGUCAGGCCGACCUCGAGACCGCGAUCAAGGUCGCUCAGGUCAGUCUACCUCCAAGGGGGUGUUCGCGGUGUGCAGGGAUCCGGGAGACUGAACUACGUUGUUUUACGUGUGCGUGGCUAGUUGGCGUUGAAGCACCGUCAAAACAAGAACCAGAGGCAGAGGAUCAUCGUCUUUUGCGCCAGCCCCAUCUCGACCACCUCGGCAACGCUCUCCAAAGUGAGGCAAAGAUCUAGUCGCAGCCAAACCCAAGUCCCUUCCUCUUUUUUUAUUUGUGGCUGAUUUGGAAUAUUCGCUUCGCUGCUUCUUCCCCCCCGCAGCUUGGAAAGAAGAUGAAAAAGAACAACGUCGCGAUCGAUAUCGUCGCUUUCGGUUCCUCGUCCGAUUCCCCCGACGAUGAUGGCGGCGUGGACCUCUCGAUCCCUUCCGUUCCUUCUUCCUCCACCCCGCAAGAACCGACCCCCCCAACUCGACCGGAAACGACCCAACAUAAAUUAACGACCUUGUACGAGGCGGUGAAUUCGUCCGAAAACUCGCACCUCCUCUUCGUCGAAAGGGGACCUUACCUCCUCUCCGAACGACUCGCGCAAUCGCCCAUCUUGAGAACUCGAGGAACGGAAGAGGAUUAUUCCCAGUUCGGCGGCGGCGGCGGUCAAGGUUCGGCCGCGGUCGCGCGAACGGGCGAAGAAGAGGACGGGUUCGGAGUGGACCCGAAUUUGGAUCCCGAGUUGGCGAUGGCGUUGAGGAUGAGUUUGCAGGAAGAGAGGGCGAGGCAAGCCGCUUUGGAGCAGGCCAAGGCGAACACUGCCGCUCGGGUCGGAGCGCACACGAGCAACGAAGAGCAAGGUACGGUCGACGGAGCGGGAGCGGAGCCGAUGGAGACGGAAACGCUUUUGGGAGCCGAGGCGGUAGGGACGGAGGUCGACGAUGUCGAGAUUGAGCACGACGGGGAGGAGGAGGAUGAUUUGGCCAAGGCUUUGGCACUUUCCAGAGGCGCCGAGGGGGAAGAAGGGGAUGUAGAGAUGGAAGAAGAGCAGGAGAUGGCCAGAGCUAGUGAGUUCGAGAGAGAGAGAAAAGCAUUUGGGAAAUAGGCUGGAGAGCUGACUGGCUUGAUGCGUCACCGCAGUUGCGAUGAGCAUGCAGGAGGCGCAAGAGCACGAGGCGACGGAGGCGAAGAAGGACGCAAAGUGA
Microbotryum saponariae is the source of this 1671-nucleotide messenger RNA. The record is from the annotation of a GenBank genome assembly. Lineage: Eukaryota; Fungi; Basidiomycota; Microbotryomycetes; Microbotryales; Microbotryaceae.